Lottia gigantea (owl limpet) is the source of this 732-nucleotide messenger RNA. RefSeq lists its product as hypothetical. NCBI's taxonomy places the organism in Eukaryota, Metazoa, Mollusca, Gastropoda, Lottiidae. The coding region runs from base 1 to 732 and encodes 243 amino acids. The transcript has 2 exons. The record is from RefSeq and is a predicted model, not a curated record.
AUGGAAUCCUUACAGUUCGAUAUGGAAAAUUUGUCAUUCGUUUGCGAAGGCAAAAGACGAUAUAGAACCUUGAAAAAUAAAGCAAACCCUCCAAAAUGUCGUCGUCAGCUCUUCCAGGAUACAGAGACAUCGGCAUCGAAAGUCGAGAACAAGACAUCUAAAAAGGACUGGAUAAAAUGUCUAAAAUCAUGUUUAGACUUUGAUAACCAGACCUCUCUAAACGAAUUUCAAUUUUAUUUCGACUCGAUGAAUUCCUAUGAAAAUGAAGCGACAGAAAAUGAAAGAAAACAAGGCAAUAUAGUCCGAGAUUCUGACAAUGGGAAGGAAUUUUUAGUUUUAAAUAAUUUAUCCUACAGCAACAUAAAUUAUGACACUUUCCUUGAUCAAGAAGUUCUGGUACAAUAUAAUUAUAACUCACAUAUUGACCAAUCAAAUCUCUUGAAUUCAUCACCAAAUAAAUCGGAGUAUAUCAUUGGUCACUUUUAUAAUGACGUCAUGUUAGCAACGUUUGACGCACCAUGUGACGAAUCCUCAGACGCCACUUCCGGUGAAUUAAACGACACGCCAUCUAGCGGUAUUAAAGAUGUACAAAUUAUGGGAUAUGAUUUGAAGAUCGAUCAUGAAGAAGUGAUACAAUGUAUUUCCGGUUCCUAUGACACUCAGAGUUACAGUUCUGACGAAUUUAGCGGAAGUGACGAAGGCUUUCCCGAAGAUUUUUUGGAUGAUUGCUAG